This is a messenger RNA of Cornus florida, 2431 nucleotides long. RefSeq names its product endoglucanase 6-like. Gene Ontology annotation, molecular function: hydrolase activity, hydrolyzing O-glycosyl compounds; carbohydrate binding. NCBI's taxonomy places the organism in Eukaryota, Viridiplantae, Streptophyta, Magnoliopsida, Cornales, Cornaceae. Gene Ontology annotation, biological process: carbohydrate metabolic process. Bases 207 to 2081 code for a protein of 624 amino acids. The transcript is spliced from 9 exons. The record is from RefSeq and is a predicted model, not a curated record.
UAGUGGCUGUAGCUCCUUCCCUUCCUUCAAUCCAUCUCUCUCUCUCUCUCUCUCUCUCUCAAGGGUCACUCUGUUCUGGGUGAUUUAUCAGAAGUUUUAGCUGAUAAAUCAUACCAACAUUGCCCUCUGUUAAUAUAACACAGCCCCUAUUUAUUAACUGAAGAUUUCAUUCCUUCUUUGAAAACCUUUAAUUUUUCACACAUUGAAUGGAGAUGUUUGUGAGACUCUGUUCUAUUGCUCCUCUGUUUCUGCUUCUUCCAUUGGCUUUUGCCGGCCAUGACUAUGGCCAAGCUCUCAGUAAGAGCAUUCUCUUCUUUGAAGCUCAGAGAUCUGGUUACCUUCCCGAUAACCAGAGAGUCCAUUGGAGGGGUAAUUCUGGAUUAAAUGAUGGCAAGGCUAAUGGAGUGGAUUUGGUUGGAGGGUACUAUGAUGCAGGGGACAAUGUGAAGUUUGGGCUACCCAUGGCAUUCACAAUUACAAUGAUGUCAUGGAGCAUAAUUGAAUAUGGCAAGCAAUUGGGUGCAAGUGGUGAGCUAAGUCAUGCCAUUGAUGCUGUUAAGUGGGGCACUGACUACCUCAUUAAAGCUCAUCCCCAACCCCAUGUUCUCUAUGGAGAGGUAGGGGAUGGGAACACAGACCACUACUGCUGGCAAAGACCGGAGGACAUGACCACCUCACGGCAGGCUUACAAGAUUGACCCCAGCAAUCCUGGAUCCGACCUCGCCGGUGAGACUGCCGCGGCCAUGGCUGCAGCCUCUGUCGUCUUCCGCCACCAAAACCCUUCCUAUGCCAAUGAACUCCUCACCCGUGCCCAGCAGCUAUUCGAGUUUGCUGACAAAUACAGGGGCAAAUAUGAUAGCAGCAUUACAGUGGCUCAGAAAUACUACAGAUCUGUCAGUGGAUAUGGCGACGAGCUGUUGUGGGCUGCAGCAUGGUUGUACGAGGCAACUGACAAUCAGUAUUACUUGAACUACCUUGGCAACAAUGGUGAUGCACUUGGUGGGACUGGUUGGGCCAUGACAGAGUUCGGAUGGGAUGUCAAGUAUGCUGGUGUUCAGACUCUUGUUGCCAAGUUGCUAAUGCAAGGGAAAGCUGGUCAGUAUGCACCAGUUUUUGAAAAAUACCAGCAGAAGGCAGAGUUUUUCAUGUGUUCGUGCCUCGGGAAGGGCACUCAAAAUGUGCAGAAGACUCCCGGAGGCCUCAUUUUCCGACAGAGUUGGAACAAUCUGCAAUUUGUGACCAGUGCCUCUUUCCUACUCACAGUCUACUCAGACUAUCUGGCCUCUGCUGGCAAAAACACGAACUGUGCUGCUGGCAGUGUGGGACCAUCUGAGCUCUUGUCAUUCGCUAAAUCUCAGGUGGACUAUAUUCUUGGAGACAACCCAAGAGCCACUAGUUACAUGGUGGGGUAUGGAAGCAACUACCCACAAAAAGUUCACCACCGCGCUUCCUCAAUCGUCUCCACCAAGGUUGACCCUUCAUUUGUUAGUUGCCGGGAAGGUUAUGCCACUUGGUUUAGCAGGAAGGCGAGUGACCCUAAUCUCCUUACCGGUGCUAUUGUUGGUGGACCUGAUGCCUAUGACAACUUCGUCGAUGGAAGAGACAAUUAUGAGCAAACAGAGCCUGCUACCUACAACAAUGCUCCCCUUCUCGGUGUAUUGGCACGACUAAACAGUGGUCACAGUGGAUAUAACCAGCUUCUUCCCGUGGUGGUUCCAUCUCCUAAACCAGUUGUUACCAAACCAAAUCCAGCUCCACAAACCAAAACCACGCCUGCUCCAGUUUCAUCUUCUGCUCCAAUUGCUAUCCAGCAGAAGAUGACAACUUCAUGGAAUUGGAAGGGAAAAACGUACUACAGAUACUCCACAAUUGUGACCAACAAAUCUGCAAAAACUCUGAAGGGUCUCAAGCUUUCGAUAUCCAAGCUCUAUGGUCCUCUUUGGGGCCUCACGAAGUCUGACAAUUCGUAUGUCUUUCCAGCGUGGAUCAACUCUUUAGAUGCUGGAAAGAGCAUCGAGUUUGUCUACAUUCAUUCAGCUUCUCCAGCAGAUGUGUCUGUCUCAAGUUACACUUUGGUCUAAGGAAGAAGAUAUGACAGAGAGUCCACACGAUUUCCGCAGUGAUUGUCAUGUUACGAUUGUGCAGCUAUACAAGAUUCAUUUGAAAGAUAUAUAUCACUGCAAGAAAUUUGGUUUUUAGCGACAGUCCAAUCUGUCCCUAAAAGGCCCAAGACGUCCCUAAUAAUUGAAUUCGUCCGGCGUCAACAAAAAAUUCAACCUUUAGGGAUGGACGUACUGUCCCAAAUAAUACCAUCCUUAUUUAUAUAUUAGAGACAGUUUUUGAGUACUAUCCCUGAUUACACAUUGUAUUAGGGACAAUAGAUACUAUCCUUAAUACAUUUUAUUUUCUUUUAUUUUAUUUUUCUUUGUUA